AUGCAGAAGAGCGUGCGUUACAACGAGGGGCACGCCCUGUACCUGGCCUUCCUGGCGCGCAAGGAAGGCACCAAGCGCGGCUUCCUAAGCAAAAAGGCGGCCGAGGCGAGCCGCUGGCACGAGAAGUGGUUCGCUCUUUACCAAAAUGUGCUCUUCUACUUCGAGGGCGAGCAGAGCGGCCGCCCGGCGGGCAUGUAUCUCCUGGAAGGCUGCAGCUGCGAACGGACGCCCGCGCCACCCAGGACCGGUGCCGGCCCCGGAGGCGGCCGGGACGCGCUGGACAAGCAGUAUUAUUUUACUGUCCUUUUUGGACACGAAGGUCAGAAACCACUGGAACUGCGCUGUGAGGAGGAGCAGGACGGCAAAGAGUGGAUGGAGGCCAUUCACCAAGCUAGUUAUGCAGACAUUUUGAUUGAAAGAGAGGUGUUAAUGCAGAAGUACAUUCAUCUAGUACAGAUUGUAGAGACAGAAAAAAUCGCAGCUAACCAACUCCGGCAUCAACUUGAAGAUCAAGAUACAGAAAUUGAAAGGCUUAAAUCAGAGAUUGUUGCCCUGAAUAAAACGAAGGAACGAAUGCGCCCUUACCAAAGCAACCAGGAAGAUGAAGACCCAGACAUCAAGAAGAUUAAAAAGGUUCAGAGCUUCAUGAGAGGAUGGCUGUGUAGAAGAAAAUGGAAGACCAUUGUGCAAGACUAUAUUUGUUCUCCACACGCUGAAAGUAUGAGGAAGAGAAAUCAGAUUGUGUUCACCAUGGUGGAGGCAGAGUCAGAAUACGUGCACCAGCUCUACAUCUUGGUCAAUGGGUUCCUCCGGCCCCUGCGGAUGGCAGCCAGCUCCAAGAAACCCCCCAUCAGCCAUGAUGAUGUCAGCAGCAUUUUUCUCAAUAGUGAAACAAUCAUGUUUCUUCAUGAAAUAUUUCAUCAAGGACUGAAGGCAAGGAUAGCAAAUUGGCCUACUUUAAUUUUAGGUAAGUGCAUCCCUAGAUAUAUCAUCACGCUGCAUGAACUCCUGGCUCACACACCUCAUGAGCAUGUGGAGAGAAAAAGUCUGGAGUUUGCUAAGUCAAAACUGGAGGAACUGUCCAGGGUGAUGCAUGAUGAAGUGAGUGACACUGAAAACAUAAGGAAAAACCUUGCUAUUGAAAGAAUGAUAGUGGAGGGCUGUGAUAUUUUGCUGGACACCAGCCAAACUUUCAUCCGCCAAGGUUCUCUUAUUCAAGUACCUUCAGUUGAGAGGGGAAAACUUAGUAAAGUUCGUCUGGGUUCAUUGUCUUUGAAAAAGGAAGGAGAGAGACAGUGCUUCUUAUUUACAAAACACUUUUUAAUUUGUACAAGAAGUUCAGGAGGAAAGCUUCAUCUGCUGAAGACAGGUGGAGUUCUCUCUCUCAUAGAGUGCACGUUGAUUGAGGAGCCUGAUGCAAGCGAUGAUGACUCCAAAGGUUCUGGGCACAUGUUUGGACACCUGGAUUUUAAGAUAGUGGUGGAACCCCCUGACGCUACCCCUUUCACUGUGGUAUUGUUAGCACCUUCACGCCAGGAGAAAGCUGCCUGGAUGAGCGAUAUCAGUCAGUGUGUGGACAAUAUACGUUGUAAUGGCUUAAUGACUAUAGUGUUUGAAGAAAAUUCCAAAGUUACUGUGCCACAUAUGAUUAAGUCUGAUGCCCGUCUUCAUAAAGACGACACUGACAUCUGCUUCAGUAAAACCCUCAACUCCUGCAAAGUGCCCCAAAUCCGCUAUGCCAGUGUGGAGCGCCUCUUGGAGCGACUGACUGACCUGCGGUUUUUGAGCAUUGAUUUCCUCAACACCUUCCUGCAUACUUACCGUAUUUUCACCACGGCUGCUGUGGUAUUGGCAAAACUCUCUGACAUCUACAAGAGGCCUUUUACCUCCAUCCCUGUCAGGUCAUUAGAGUUGUUUUUUGCCACCAGCCAGAACAACAGAGGCGAACAUUUGGUGGAUGGAAAAUCUCCACGACUGUGUCGCAAAUUCUCUUCCCCACCACCACUGGCAGUGUCCAGAACAUCCUCCCCCGUGAGGGCCAGAAAGCUGUCCUUGACUUCUCCCUUGAACUCAAGGAUAGGAGCCUUGGACCUGACCACAUCCUCGUCUUCCAGCAGCCCUACCACCACCCAUAGCCCUGCCGCGUCCCCACCACCACACACUGGUAAAGUACCGUUGGAUCUUAGCAGAGGCCUCUCUUCUCCAGAGCAAAGUCCGGGAUCUGUAGAAGAGAAUGUAGAUAAUCCCCGCGUGGAUCUGUGUAACAAGCUAAAGCGAAGUAUCCAAAGAGCCACAGUGCUGGAGUCCGCACCAUCAGAUCGAGCAGGAGUGGAAGGCUCCCCAGCAACAGAAGCCACUGAACACUCACCUUGCCGAUCUCCCUCAACUCCCCGGCACCUCCGCUACCGCCAGCCUGGAGGCCAGGUAGCCGACAAUGCCCACUGCUCUGUCUCACCAGCUUCUGCUUUUGCCAUUGCCACAGCUGCAGCAGGACACGGGAGUCCACCAGGAUUUAACAACACAGAGAGAACAUGUGACAAAGAGUUUAUCAUCCGGAGAACAGCCACCAAUCGAGUCCUGAACGUUCUCCGUCACUGGGUCUCAAAGCAUGCACAGGAUUUUGAACUCAACAAUGAACUGAAGAUGAAUGUCCUAAAUUUACUAGAAGAAGUUUUGCGAGACCCAGACCUUCUUCCCCAAGAAAGGAAAGCCACAGCAAAUAUCCUGAGGGCCCUUUCACAAGAUGAUCAAGAUGACAUCCACUUAAAAUUAGAGGACAUCAUUCAAAUGACUGACUGUCCAAAGGCCGAAUGUUUUGAGACUUUAUCAGCCAUGGAGAUGGCAGAGCAGAUCACUCUCCUGGAUCACAUUGUUUUCAGAAGCAUUCCCUACGAAGAGUUUCUUGGGCAGGGGUGGAUGAAGCUGGAUAAAAAUGAAAGAACACCUUACAUUAUGAAAACCAGCCAACACUUUAAUGAUAUGAGUAACCUGGUUGCCUCCCAGAUAAUGAAUUAUGCAGAUGUCAGUUCCCGUGCCAACGCCAUUGAGAAGUGGGUGGCGGUAGCAGACAUAUGCAGAUGCCUGCACAACUACAAUGGUGUGCUCGAGAUCACCUCGGCCUUAAACAGAAGUGCCAUCUACAGGCUGAAGAAAACCUGGGCCAAGGUGUCCAAGCAGACCAAAGCACUAAUGGACAAACUUCAGAAGACUGUUUCAUCUGAAGGAAGAUUUAAAAACCUCAGAGAAACCCUUAAAAACUGCAACCCUCCAGCUGUUCCUUAUCUUGGAAUGUACUUGACAGACCUGGCAUUUAUUGAAGAAGGAACACCAAACUUUACCGAAGAAGGCUUAGUCAAUUUUUCCAAAAUGAGAAUGAUAUCACACAUUAUCCGGGAGAUACGCCAGUUCCAGCAGACUUCCUACCGCAUAGACCAUCAGCCAAAGGUCACACAGUACUUGCUGGACAAAGCUCUCAUCAUAGAUGAAGAUACACUCUAUGAACUGUCACUAAAAAUUGAACCUCGGCUCCCUGCUUGAACAUCUGGCCUUGCUCCUGAGACCAUAGCAUUUGCUUGGGAAGCAGGACAGACAGAAUUGCGCAUGCCCUGUCUAACAGGCACAGUGAGGAUUGGGGGGAGGUGAAGCCCAUCUUCCUCCUCCACUGCAGAAGGAACUGGACUUCAAUUCUGUCUCCAGCCAGAGUCAAACCCAGCUGUGUGGGUCAAAGGCAGAUGUGUCAGCCUUGGGUGGGAAGGUGCAGAGACCAAUGCUUAGUAUAUUUUUCCUAAGGGAAGGUAAGAUGGGAAAUGCUGGUAACCAUUUCAGUGAAGCGGGUGUGAAGGUAAUCUCUCUCUGUCCUGUUAGAACUCAGGGACAGAGACCCACAAAUAGAUUUGUGAUGUUUCACUGGCAUCUACUGGCUGGGCCACACCUGCCCAAUCUCCCGUUGGGAUGUAACUGCUUCCUCUAUACUUCCUUUCAUCCCAAGCUUCACAAAAAGCAGAAGCUUCCUCGAGAAGGCCAAUACAUAAGCAAUUUCAGUCUACGGCAUGUGCAUGGUUUCAAAUGCAUCAUAAAUAUUCAGACUUUAGGAAACAGGAAAGGAAAUCAUAGAAGACAAAUGGAUUUGUUGGUAACAUUGACUUAAUUAACAACAAUAAGCUGUAUCCCAGAAGCCAUUGUAGGGUGGUAAUGGAGGCUUCUUCCCGAGACUGGUGGUCCCAGGAAGCCAGCCCCUGGAAGAGGCAAUGGCAGAGUUUUCAAAAGGGUGCAUGACACCUCACCGACAAAACUGUGCAAGAUAGAAGGCCAAAAGCACU
This is a messenger RNA of Dipodomys ordii (Ord's kangaroo rat), 4319 nucleotides long. RefSeq names its product Ras protein-specific guanine nucleotide-releasing factor 2 (gene Rasgrf2). Gene Ontology annotation, molecular function: guanyl-nucleotide exchange factor activity; protein binding. Gene Ontology annotation, cellular component: plasma membrane. The transcript has 26 exons. Lineage: Eukaryota; Metazoa; Chordata; Mammalia; Rodentia; Heteromyidae. Bases 1 to 3537 code for a protein of 1178 amino acids. The record is from RefSeq and is a predicted model, not a curated record. Gene Ontology annotation, biological process: Ras protein signal transduction; positive regulation of GTPase activity.